Prorocentrum cordatum is the source of this 883-nucleotide messenger RNA. The record is from the annotation of a GenBank genome assembly. NCBI's taxonomy places the organism in Eukaryota, Dinophyceae, Prorocentrales, Prorocentraceae.
GUGCUGCGACGCCCGCCCCGUCACCGUCGCCCUCCCUGUAAGCCCGAGCGAGGCCCGCAGCGGCGGGGUGGCCGAUGCCCUCGCACACGGCGUCGCUGAAGGCAGCCUGGGGAGGUUUUGCGACGCUUGCCCCGACGCCCACCCUGCAAGCCCGAGCGAGGCCCACCGCGAUCGGGUGGCCGAUGCCGUCGCACAUGGCGUUGCUCCUGGCGGCCUGGUGAGGUGUUGCGUCGCCUGCCCCGUCGCCCUCCCUGUGAGCCCGAGCGAGGCCCGCGGCGGUGGGGUGGCCGAUGCCCUCGCGCACGGUGUCGCUGAAGGUGGCGUGGAGAGGCGCUGCGACGUUCGCCCCGUCGCCCUCCCUGCGAGACCGACGCGGCGCGACAUGGGCGGCGAGAUGGACCUGUUCGACGAACUGGAUGCGACGCCGCUGGGCGCCGAAGAAGGUCGUUCGUCGCCAAGAUGGACGAUAGUGAAGAUAGCCAGUCUCCAGAUCCCAGUCUCGCUCACGAUGGACAUGGAGGUGGUGCUGCACGGGCGGAGUCUGGCGGCCUGCCUAGGCUUGGUCAGGAUCCCUCCCCGCUGGACGCUCGACCCACGGGGGGGUCUUCGCAUGCCGCGAUGGACGCUGGCGAAGAUAGCCAGCCAGGCUCCGCCCGAGGACCGCGGCGAGGACCCCGACCAGGUAGUGGCGCAGCGACGACGAGAAGCAUGCCAACGGGAGCUCCGACGGUACACCCAGCACUGGAUCGGCGACCCGCUCAACGACCAGCAGACCGAGCAGGACGUUCUCGACGACUGGAUGGAGUGGUGCGUGCCGUACACAGCGGAGCAGUUGCGGGACCCAGUAUUCGAUGCUUUGCGGGGCGGUGGCGGCUGGGACGAG